Molecule: messenger RNA, 2739 nt
Organism: Penicillium odoratum
Lineage: Eukaryota; Fungi; Ascomycota; Eurotiomycetes; Eurotiales; Aspergillaceae
Product: PX domain-containing protein
Exons: 7
Coding region: 1-2739 (912 amino acids)
Molecular function (GO): phosphatidylinositol binding
Source: RefSeq, a predicted model, not a curated record
AUGCAGGAAUCACAUCCCACAUUGCCCAACGGCGAUCAAGGCGGAAUGUCCGGUCAAGAUGCGGCCCCGCCAACAGGACAGAUCUUGACGGGCAAACAGGAGCACUAUCUUAAGCGCGAACUCAUUGCCCGCCAAGUCCACGGAGAAAUCUCCGAGCUCAACUCCCCAACUGCCCUCCAGCGCUUCGGUGCCCCAUUUCGAUCAGAAUUCGGUGAAGUCGCUCCCGUUGACUCUGAGCUUCCAAUUCUCCGCUACAUCUUCGUGCAUCAUGUUCGCAAUUUCCCCUUUCUCAACCAGGCCGAGGAGAAGCAAUUCUGGCAAGAUAAGCUGCAAGUAUUCCUAGAAUCAUUUGCUAACAAGCAUGUCUCGUCGUCGGAAGAUCGUUUGGAGGAAACAAAGCGUCGGAAAUUGGCUCGCAAGUGUGAGAAGCUCGUGGAGCUGAUGAUGGUCUCUGGUGUACCGACUGCGUCAGGGUAUGAAGAGCGCAUUCAGUUCUCGGAGAUGGAAGUUGUGGAGCGUGGAGCCAACGAGAAGGGUCUACUUGUCAACAUGCCUGAGGGCAACGCGAUCAACACCUGGGAUGUAAACGUAGCUGCGGUUCGGGUGACUUCUGUCAAGCGGACCGUCCGAUACCAUCCCCACGCAGAAUUCCUCAUUCGAGUCCGUCGAGAUGACAAAGAAGAGUACCACAUCGGCAGAAGAUAUGGCGAGUUUGUCAACCUCCACCGGAGACUGCGCACUGAGUUCCCGGGCAAGCAUUUACCGCCUCUCCCUCGCAAAAACAAAACUUCCACGACAUCUAGUUGGUUCGGCUCGGCAGAUGACGAUGCUUCUUCCGUCUCUUCUCUCUCUUCCGACCGGGAUGCUAGUUUUGAAGACUUAAGUGGACAGUCCGGUCGCACUUUGGCACCUGGAGGGACUCUCAAUCGAUCAGCUUCACGGGCAUCUUUUCGAUCCACAAAGUCUCCCCGCGCAUCCGGUGAUGUAUCAAGGGAUACUGUUCUCUAUCGCGAGGAGCAGCGGGUAUCUUUGCGUGCAUUCCUCCGCACCCUUCUACAGAAUAAGCGCAUUGCGGAGUCGAAAUCGCUGGCUGAAUUUUUGACUGCGAGGCCCAUCAAACUUAACGAGGAAGAAUUGAUCGAUGUUCAAAAACGAAAGAAAAUGGACGCUAUCAGAAUUGAAGAGCAAAAGAAAUUCUAUGAGAUUGCAAGGCAGCGAGCGGCAGAGUUGGACGUUUAUAUGGAGCAGUUCCGGAGGGAUAUUGUGGAGAGCAAUGGACUAACGAAGCUCUUCGCGGAGAUUCGAGAGAAACCCUCUAUUGCAGACCUCAGUCCACAAUAUCAGAAGUUUGCUGAGUGGCUUCGCAUCGAGGUUGCCGCAACUGUGUACCACUUGUUCCUUGCAGAGGAUAACUCUCCUGAAAUGUUUGCCCAGGCGAAAAGAAUCCAUGGGCUCGUUCCAUAUACAUUGUUGAAAAAUGUAAUCCGCAUCGCCAAUCCUGCUGCCGUCAUGUCGGGAGUUCUCGACCUUUUCUUAGCACAACCAUUUGGAUCACGGUCGCUGCUACAGCGGAUCUUCUCAUUGACUCUAAACGAAAGCAUCAAGGACUUCCAGAAGUCCAUUUCCUCCCUGGCUGCCAAGGUUGAAGAUCAGGUCCUUGCUGAAAAGCUCAAGAGCUUCGUAAAUGCUGAAGAGAGUACGAAGAAUCAAAUUCGUCAAGAAGCUGAACUUGAGGAUGUUGACCUCAUUGUGGCCAUUCUUCGUUCUGAAAAUCUGUCACCGGAGCUCACCCCAGAGCAGAUUGAGAAGGUAUUCAAUGGCUGGGUUGCCUGGAACUAUGCCGUGGACAAUGUCGACCUGGAAAUGCAGCAGGGGGCCCAAUGGUUUGCCAACAUGAAACAACUACUCAAAUUAUAUACUCGCCAGCGCGAUAAGGCAAUGAUGCUCAGCAUUGUUGAGGAACCUACCACCCUUCAGCUGUUUCGCGACCUGUUCACCAUCUUCUAUGAACCACUUGUCCGAGUGUACAAAUCUGCCAACGUCUACAGCAGUAUUACGGAUUUCGCUCAAUUCGCCGACGACGCCAUUGCUGUCAUCGAGAGUGCCCAACGCCAAGAUGCCUCUGCUGACCCCAACCAGACAGUCCAAUCCUUUAUUGACCUUUGUGCUCGACACCAGGAUAACUUUUACAAGUUUAUUCAUGAGGUGCACCAGCAUGACAAUGGACUUUUCCAGUCUCUGAUGUCUUGGAUUGAGGAGAUCCUUGAUUUCCUGCGCAAGGGGCCCAAGGGUGGUAAGCUGGACAUGAACGCCAUGUUCCAGGGAGCUGCUGCCGCUGGUCAGGUUGAUAGGGAUGUUGCUCUCGCUGAGAUCAAUGCCUUGAUCAAGUGGCACGAGGAUCGCAAGCGCUGGCAUCUUAACAAGACUCGCCAGAAAAUGGCUGCUGAAGGAACCACUGAAACCAUUCCAGGCUCUGCAACCUUCAAGGGCAGCGACUUUGGCCUUGAUGAGGGUGAUCUGGAAGAUCUCACUAUCUCUGAUGAGGCAUCUGACUCGUCUGACGAAGGGACCGAAGAUGACGAAGAGGAUGACCCCAUUGCUUCUGAACGACGUCGGCGGGUCAAGAAGCAAGACCAGCUUCGACGAACUGCGGGAGAGCCGGUGAAGCCCGAGAUCUCCGAAAUCCUCAAGCUCACUGAUCCUUUCGUGGUCAUGCUCCGCUAUGUGCUCGCCGAUUGA